Molecule: messenger RNA, 1534 nt
Organism: Hydractinia symbiolongicarpus
Lineage: Eukaryota; Metazoa; Cnidaria; Hydrozoa; Anthoathecata; Hydractiniidae
Product: gastric triacylglycerol lipase-like
Exons: 1
Coding region: 175-1350 (391 amino acids)
Biological process (GO): lipid metabolic process
Molecular function (GO): hydrolase activity, acting on ester bonds
Source: RefSeq, a predicted model, not a curated record
CUUGAAAUUCUUUUUUAUAACAACGUGACACGAGGACGAAGGUGAGGGAGAAAUAAACCACAUCGUAAACUGAGAACGACCACGUGAGGAAAGAACAGCUUAUAAACAACGCCGAGAAGAGUGACAUAUCCUACGAAAAGCUUCACACACCCUGGUACUUACUGCACAAGAAAGAUGCUGUAUAUAGCACUAGCGAUUAUUUUUACUACAGUGGUAAACAGUGAACAACUACCAGAGGAGAAACUAGAUGUACCUGCAUUGAUUAAAUAUUGGGGUUACCCUGUUAACACCUACACCACGCUUACCAACGAUGGUUACUUUCUAACUCUGCACAGAAUCCCACAUGGUAUACCGCACUACAUGAGUAAAAAACCAAGACCAGUCGUUUUUCUACAGCACGGAUUGCUUUGUUCCAGUUCAAACUGGGUGACAAACCUACCAAGGCAGAGUCUGGCUUUUAUGCUUGCUGAUGCAGGUUUUGAUGUUUGGCUGGGCAACGUAAGGGGUAAUACUUAUUCAAAGAAACACGUUACAUACUCUGUUGACAGCACUGCAUUCUGGGAUUUCACGUUUGAUGAAAUGGCCAAGCAAGACCUGCCAACUAUGAUCGAUUUUGUUUUAAAGGAAACAGGCAAGAAAAGCUUGUAUUAUGUUGGCCACUCUCAGGGUACCAUGAUGGCUUUUGCAGGGUUGAGCGAAAAUGCUGAGCUACGAAAGAAGAUCAAAGUAGUGUUUGCUCUUGCACCUGUGGCGCGGUUAAGCCACACGGAGAGCCCUAUCAAGUACCUGUCCUAUUUUGAGUCCGGCUUCAGUUACAUGUUUAAACUGCUCGGGAUUAAAGAUUUUAUGCCCUCAGCAACGUGGAUGAAGUUUUUCGCCGAGAAAGCUUGUCCAAUCAGCGAACGUAUGUGUGACAACGUCCUAUUCUUGCUAGCUGGUUAUGACCGCACGAACUUAAAUAAAACUCGUACGCCGGUUUAUUUGUCGCACACACCGGCUGGAACAUCGGUAAAAAACAUGCUCCAUUUUUGCCAGCUCAUCCAAGAGAAGAAGUUCCAACAAUACGACUAUGGUUACUUCGGAAACAUUCGAAAAUACGGCGCGUUAAAACCACGUGCUUACAAACUCAACAAAGUAACCAAUAAGGUCGUUUUAAUAUCUGGUUCGAAAGAUUGGUUGGCUGAUCCGAAAGACGUCAAAUGGUUGUCAAAGCAACUUCCCAACGUAGUUUACGCGGAACAAGUAAACGGAUACAAUCACUUGGACUUUAUAUGGGGAAUGAGCGCUAGAAACAAAGUGUACAAAACCAUCAUUAAAAUGGCGCGAAAAAUGGAGCAAUCGAACCAUUAAUUGUGAAAUCGAACAAGCGUCAUAUAAUAAAAACGAAACGUUGUUUACACUGAAAUUAACAACAUUGUUUAACUCGCUAUAGCAUGACAUUUUUGUGUAAAGUUUUUCGAGUUAUCAAAUAAACAUUCUCUUGCCGAAUAUAAACAAACAUUCUUCAAUCUAAUAACAAGUUGAUUUUAUUUGA